Drosophila miranda is the source of this 2188-nucleotide messenger RNA. RefSeq names its product serine/threonine-protein phosphatase 4 catalytic subunit (gene Pp4-19C). The record is from RefSeq and is a predicted model, not a curated record. Gene Ontology annotation, molecular function: protein serine/threonine phosphatase activity. Gene Ontology annotation, biological process: peptidyl-serine dephosphorylation; double-strand break repair via homologous recombination. Bases 244 to 1167 code for a protein of 307 amino acids. Gene Ontology annotation, cellular component: nucleus; cytoplasm. The transcript has 3 exons. NCBI's taxonomy places the organism in Eukaryota, Metazoa, Arthropoda, Insecta, Diptera, Drosophilidae.
CUAUCGUUUCAUCGACUGACAACUCUGUGGCUGACAAAAAGUUAAUGUUAAUUUUUUUACAAGAGCGUGCGUGCAGUGCCCAGCCAACAAUAAAAAGAUUGUUGAGAUUGCUUCGCGCAACUCACCGGAAAGAGAGCGCCAUAACCCAGGGACGCCUGUGCCUGUGCCUUCACCUAUACUACUCAUUCCCACAGACGCCGACGUCGACGUUGACGCCGACGCCGACCCCCCAACGACAGCAAAAUGUCCGACUACAGCGACUUGGACCGCCAAAUCGAGCAACUGAAGCGCUGUGAAAUCAUCAAAGAGAAUGAGGUGAAGGGCUUGUGCGCCAAGGCUCGCGAGAUUCUCGUCGAGGAGGGGAACGUGCAGCGUGUGGACUCCCCAGUGACGGUGUGCGGUGACAUACACGGCCAGUUCUACGAUUUGAAGGAGCUGUUCAAGGUGGGCGGUGAUGUGCCCGAAAAGAACUACCUAUUCAUGGGGGACUUUGUGGACCGCGGAUACUACAGCGUUGAAACAUUCCUGCUCCUGCUGGCCCUUAAAGUGCGCUAUCCGGACCGCAUCACAUUGAUACGCGGCAAUCACGAAUCUCGCCAGAUCACCCAGGUGUAUGGCUUCUAUGAUGAGUGUCUCCGCAAAUAUGGCUCUACUGCCGUAUGGCGAUACUGCACGGAGAUCUUUGACUACCUCAGCCUGUCGGCCAUCAUCGACGGCAAGAUAUUCUGCGUCCAUGGCGGACUCUCGCCCUCCAUUCAGUAUUUGGAUCAGAUCCGUAGCAUCGAUCGCAAGCAGGAGGUUCCGCACGACGGCCCUAUGUGCGAUCUGCUAUGGAGCGAUCCCGAAGAUCAAACCGGCUGGGGUGUAUCACCACGCGGUGCCGGCUAUCUCUUCGGUUCGGAUGUUGUCUCACAGUUUAACAGGACCAACGAGAUCGAUAUGAUAUGUAGGGCCCAUCAGCUGGUCAUGGAGGGGUUCAAAUGGCAUUUCAACGAAACCGUCUUGACCGUGUGGUCGGCACCAAACUAUUGCUACCGUUGCGGCAAUGUGGCUGCCAUUUUGGAACUAAACGAGUACCUGCAUCGUGACUUUGUCAUCUUCGAGGCGGCACCACAGGAGAGCCGGGGCAUACCAUCAAAGAAGCCCCAGGCUGACUAUUUUCUUUAAGACUACAACCACAGCCACAGUCACAGCACACCCACUACCGUAAGAGCAGUAGCACCGGAAAGUACCAAGGACUUGCCUGGCUCCUCCGAACUUUACCUUUGACAUCCAUGGCGCCCGUUGUACGUUUUUCAUGGGACGGUGCGUGUGUGUCCGUGUGGCCUAGAACGCCUCGAUUUUGUUAACCGGAAAACAACAACAACAAAUCCAAACGAAAAUGAACUGCCUGCCUUCCCAAGCAACAACAAACGUGAAGAGCAAUUUCGAAUGCAACAGAAAAUUAAUUUUUAGAUUAAAUUUAGCUAAGGAGAUCAUCCCAGUCGGGGAUGAGCCACAGAAGGAGCCCUCAUCUGCAUCUGCAUCCGCACGUCCCUGUCCUGCUUUGGCAGCAGAAAAAUACCCUUCCAAAUAUAACUUUAGCUCAUAGUACACUGUUUUGAGUUGUUUUUUUUCAUGUCCCAGUACUUUUUUUCGCCCCUCAGCGUUUUCUAUUUUUUUUUUUUGUAACAAUGAUCGUGUGCGUGGAUGUCAUUUGGUCUGUGACUGUGUGUGCGCAUCGUAGAGACCAAUACCCUAGGACGCGCAUGGAUUUUGCGCAUUAUAUUAAGAUAAUAUUUAUUAAAACUAGAUAAGCCCGGCCUCCAGCUCCUGUGAAUUCGCUUGGUGAAAGCAGCAUAACCAGCAACACCAUCAUCUCUUGCUGUCGACGCUGCUGUCUUCACAAAGCGAAUUAUCCAGGAUCGGCUGGCAGGCAACGUACUAUGAGAAAUAAUAGAAACGAGACGAUGGAAGGGCUAGUGCUAGAGCCUUGUAUGCAGCGCCAGCGCCUUUGUGCUGGGCCAGAAUUGCUAUUCGCAAUUUCGGGAAUGAGAGAAGAGCGGAAUAGAGGAUAAUGUGUACGUGUAGCAUAACUUUAGUGCGUAAUCGUAACUGUAAGUGCGACCCAGAUUGGGACAUUAUAUAAAAACCACUAUAUAUACACACAAAUAUACAAAUAUUUGAAAAUAAAGCGUAUUCUAAGCAG